Messenger RNA from Merops nubicus (carmine bee-eater), 774 nucleotides. RefSeq names its product liprin-alpha-4-like. Gene Ontology annotation, biological process: synapse organization. The transcript is spliced from 7 exons. Gene Ontology annotation, cellular component: presynaptic active zone. Lineage: Eukaryota; Metazoa; Chordata; Aves; Coraciiformes; Meropidae. The annotation marks the transcript as partial. The record is from RefSeq and is a predicted model, not a curated record. Gene Ontology annotation, molecular function: protein binding.
UCCUCUGGAAACGUCUGGGUCACCCACGAGGAGAUGGAGAACAUGGCCACCUCCACCAAGACGGACACAGAGGAAGGCAGCUGGGCACAGACCCUGGCCUAUGGGGACAUGAACCAUGAGUGGAUUGGGAACGAGUGGCUGCCCAGCUUGGGCCUCCCACAGUAUCGCAGCUACUUCAUGGAGUGUCUUGUUGAUGCACGGAUGCUGGACCACCUCACCAAGAAAGAUCUCAGAGUGCACUUGAAGAUGGUGGACAGCUUCCACCGCACCAGCCUGCAGUACGGCAUCAUGUGCCUGAAGAGGCUCAACUACGACCGCAAAGAGCUGGAGAGGAGGCGAGAGGAAACCCAGCAUGAAAUCAAAGACGUGCUGGUGUGGACCAACGACCAGGUCAUCCACUGGAUCCAGUCCAUCGGGCUCCGCGAGUACGCCAACAACCUCGUGGAGAGCGGGGUGCACGGGGCACUCCUGGCCCUGGAUGAGAACUUUGACCACAACAGCCUGGCACUCGUCUUGCAGAUCCCCACGCAGAACACACAGGCUCGACAAGUGCUGGAGAGGGAGUUCAACAACCUGCUCGCCUUGGGCACGGACCGGAGGCUGGAUGAUGGCGAGGACAAGACCUUCCGCCGCACCCCGUCCUGGCGCAAGCGGUUCCGCCCGCGGGACGUGCACAGCAUCAACCUGCUCAGCGGCUCUGCCGAGACCCUGCCCGCCGGCUUCCGCGUCACCAGCCUCGUGCCCCUGCCCCCGCCCUCCGCCCCCGCCAAGAAA